Messenger RNA from Polypterus senegalus (gray bichir), 1023 nucleotides. RefSeq names its product nuclear GTPase SLIP-GC-like. Bases 1 to 1023 code for a protein of 340 amino acids. The record is from RefSeq and is a predicted model, not a curated record. The transcript is spliced from 6 exons. Gene Ontology annotation, molecular function: GTPase activity. Lineage: Eukaryota; Metazoa; Chordata; Cladistia; Polypteriformes; Polypteridae.
AUGUUCAUUGGAAUAUUUGGCAAGACAGGAACUGGAAAGAGUUCUCUGAUAAAUGCUCUUCUAAAUGAAAAAACCUUACUGCCUACAUCAUCAAGAAAAGCUUGCACUUCUUGCAUUAUCCAAGUGCAAGUUCAUGAAAACAACCGCCUCGUGUACAAAGCUGAGAUUGAAUUCAUCAGUAAAGAGACAGGAACUGGAAAGAGUUCUCUGAUAAAUGCUCUUCUAAAUGAAAAAACCUUACUGCCUACAUCAUCAAGAAAAGCUUGCACUUCUUGCAUUAUCCAAGUGCAAGUUCAUGAAAACAACCGCCUCGUGUACAAAGCUGAGAUUGAAUUCAUCAGUAAAGAGGAAUGGGAGGAAGAGCUGAAAGAACUCAUAGAGAACUGUAAACAAGACCAUAAUGAGGAUAGCAGUUAUACAGAGGAUGGACAGGAGGCUGAGAGUGAACUUGCAAAAGAAAAAAAUAUGGCUGUUUAUGGAAAAGACGGAUUAAAUAAAAGUUUUUUUGAGUUGGCAAACGUGAAAAUUCUCGACACUUUAAAGGGUAGCAAAGUAUUUUUUUCAAAAACUGGCUCAGAGUUGUCUGAGAAGAUUAAUCAAUAUAUAAGGAGUGAAUCAGAUGAUGAAACCUCCCGUUCUUAUUGGCCCCUGGUGAAAGUUGUUAAACUUCAUGUACCAAAAGCCUGUGGAUUGCCAGAUCAAGUGGUAUUGGUUGAUAUACCAGGAACUGGAGAUUCUAAUAAAGACAGAAAUAAAAUGUGGAAGGAGUAUAUCAGCAAGUGUAAUUCUAUUUGGAUUGUUACGGAUAUCACAAGAGCAGAAUCUGACAGAAAUGCAUUAGAAAUCCUGAAUACUGAACUGAGAGGCAUUGCUGGUGGAGGAGAGUGCCAAAAUAUAACCUAUAUAUGCACCAAAACUGAUGAAAUAGGCAUUCAAAUGGGCAUUCAGAGUGGUCACAAAACACAAGGGAUUUCAGGACAUGCAGUAAGUAGCCAUGUAUUUUUAUCCAAGUUGAAUUUUUGA